GUCACGUUAUGUUGGCAGCAGUGCUAAGUUGUAGCCGGUGGUUGGCUGUCUCGCUUGAUAAUUUCUUUUCCCAUCCGUAGCCGAUUGGUGUCGUGCUAUCCAAAUGGGUAAACCCCGUGGUAUUCGUACGGCGCGAAAGCACGUGAACCAUCGUCGUGAGCAGCGAUGGGCCGACAAAGAGUUCAAGAAAGCCCACAUGGGUACGAGGUGGAAGGCCAACCCCUUCGGAGGUGCUUCUCACGCUAAGGGCAUCGUCCUGGAGAAAGUUGGUGUUGAAGCCAAGCAGCCUAACUCUGCCAUCCGCAAGUGUGUCAGAGUACAGCUCAUCAAGAACGGAAAGAAAGUAACGGCGUUCGUGCCCCGGGAUGGUUGUCUCAAUCACAUUGAAGAAAACGAUGAAGUACUAGUAGCAGGUUUCGGUCGUAAGGGUCACGCCGUGGGUGACAUUCCCGGAGUUAGAUUUAAGGUCGUGAAAGUGGCCAAUGUCUCCCUCCUAGCCUUAUACAAAGAAAAGAAGGAAAGGCCACGAUCAUAGGCGUAAGCUUCACUGUGAUAAGUGACCUGCUGCUGUAAGCUGUGUUGUUUGUGUACAUUAUAAAAAUGUAAAAUCAAGUACAUAAUAAACUUUGUACGCCAAUA
This is a messenger RNA of Trichoplusia ni (cabbage looper), 639 nucleotides long. RefSeq names its product 40S ribosomal protein S23 (gene RpS23). The record is from RefSeq and is a predicted model, not a curated record. The coding region runs from base 104 to 535 and encodes 143 amino acids. Gene Ontology annotation, cellular component: cytosolic small ribosomal subunit; ribosome. Gene Ontology annotation, biological process: translation. Gene Ontology annotation, molecular function: structural constituent of ribosome. NCBI's taxonomy places the organism in Eukaryota, Metazoa, Arthropoda, Insecta, Lepidoptera, Noctuidae. The transcript is spliced from 5 exons.